AGUGCAACCUCUGACCCUUCCUGAGUCUUCAUCGACUGGUAAUCCGAACACAGAGACCUAUGCAAAAUCCCUCAGUCGAGCGUACUCUAGUAGUUCUCUCGGGUCAUACCACUGAGCUACACAGAGUUGGUAGCCAGCUUAGCAGCACGCUAUGCGCAUAUGUUCCGAUAGGUCCAUAUUCCUCGCCAUGUGACACGGCGAUUCUGGAAUUGAGGAAGACAUUGGAUGGAGCUAUUCAUGACUUCAGGAAAAUUGCGUUCGAUUGCAGCGCUGCAGCGAAUCAUCUCCGCUCCAACAUAUUCCCUUCAAUUCAAGGUGCUCAAAUAAAUGUCGCUAUCACGGAACUUAACAGAUAUCAGGUGUCGCUACAGCGCCGAUCUCGUGACUGCCAGCAAAUGCUUCAGCAGUUUAAGUCAUUUUGUGGACCCUCCUUGGCUACUUUAGAAAGUCGGAUUAGGGAGAAUAGCAGUUUAAGCUCCAAUGAAGAUGCAGUCUCGCGGCAUAGACCCGAAGUUCGGAACGGGCACCAUGCCAGGCAGUGGAUUCACAAUGUGAUUCAUCGUUCAUCGUCUCGGUCAAGGGUCGGCAGGCAGCGAGGGCAACGAAGCCAGACGAGUCUACUGGAAUCAAUCAUAGACGAUUGCCAGGCGUUGAUGGGAGGGCUUAGAAUUUUUCCUGAUUUCUAUGUGCAAUUGUCGACGGAAGUCACAAAAGUAUAUACGUUGCUCUGUCAAAACCAGCUCCAAGACGAGGAUCUUAGCUUGCUGGAUCAAUGGCUCACAGGAAUGUCCGCGAUUUUCGACGACUAUCGCAGCCUCAGAUCGUGAUCCAAGGCAAACGUACAAUCUGGACAAUAGAUAGAAUAUAAUGAGCUCUUAGCCUCAUGCCGAUCAUGUAACGGGAAGGGGGCACAGAAGCUUUGGACAUUAUGGUGUUGUCUCUCGUAGGACUAACAGUAAUACGCGACGUGCAAAAUAAUCUACAUC
Messenger RNA from Somion occarium, 986 nucleotides. Lineage: Eukaryota; Fungi; Basidiomycota; Agaricomycetes; Polyporales; Cerrenaceae. The record is from the annotation of a GenBank genome assembly.